GAGGGGCAAUAGGGGGCGGGGAGGGGAGGGGCGGGGGCCGCGGCGAAAAUGGGAGGGAGAGGGGGAGGCGGCGGCGGCGGCGGCUGCGGGGACGCUGCAGACAAAAGGAGCCCGCGUCCUCCCGAGUGGGGCGGCCCACGCGGGGCCGGCAGGCGCAGCGAACUGCCAACGGCCGCGUCCUCCGCGACCUCAGUUUCCCUCCGCGUCCCCAGUUUCCCUCCGCGUCCCCGAGCCCACCCCUUCCUCUGGACACCCGGAGCCACCCAAAGGCCCUGCCCUGCCGGAGGAUUCCGCGGGGUCGCGCCCCUUUACGCUGCCCGUGCCCGCUGCCGCGCCUGGCGUCUCCCGAGCGCUCAGGAUGUCCUGGGGGCCUCCUGCAUUGGCGCGUUCCGUGACUGCAUUCAUCCCGGAGGAAGCUGAGGCCCAGAGAGGUCGGACUCACUCUAGGCCACACAGCUGGCAAGAGGCAGGGCCGGGAUUCGCUGCCAUCUCUGGAGGGCUCUGGACUCCGCUCUUCACCUCGGCGCUGCGGUCUCCCGGCGCUCUCCUGCAAGACAGCACUUGUGGGGCCAUCGGGCGGGGGAGGGCACAGAGAGGAGGAGCAGGCAACUGAACCCCAGCCUGGACCCGGGACCCUGCGACGGGGAGAUGAGGAGAAAACCAGGAUGAGGCCGGAGGGAGGAAAAGCGAGGCGCUUCCAGAGGCCUGCCUGUUCAGGGCCCAAGGUUGCCCCACGCCUGGAAGAGGCUUCCUCCCUUUCCCCGGGUUCCCACCAUCACACCUCCCUGGCAGCCCGCAUGCCCCAAGCUCAGAGAAUCCAGGACAGAAUCUCUGUCCCGCUGGCCGCAGGCUUUAGGUCAGGACCGUGGCCUCCUCCCAUUAGUGCUCAGCGGAGCCUCCACCCCAGCUUGUGCUAACUUCCCAGCCCAGCCUCGGGGCCCUGCAGGACCCGGCCGGGCUCUUCUCUCCACCUUCUUGCUCGGCACAUCAGGUCUUUGUGGCAACGACUGGCCCCAACCUAAAAAAAGGCCUUGGCUGAGUCUACUCCCACCUAUGCUGUCAUGCUCAGCACAGAGGUUUCCUCCUCCGGGAAGGCUUCUCUGAUGGCACGCCAUCUUGUCUUCUAUUCUGAGUUCUAAGCCCUUCUUCCAGGUGCCCAGUUAGUUAUUAAUUCUCUAGUGGGAUGCCCAUUUCCCCUACCAUGCUGGGAAGCCCUCCAGGGCAAGAUAUGUCUUAAUUACCUUCAAGUCCCUGAUCUCCAGGCAAGAGUGGGCCCAGAGGAAGCCCCACCCAGAGGGGAUGGGCCCGCCCAUUAUGUGAGGAGCCGGGAGCAACGUAGUGGCGCAGACAGGGAGUACGGGGUGAACUGCAUGGCCUCCCCUAGCUGGGCCUCGGUUUGUACCUCUGUGGUCUUCCGGCUCAACCCUGAAUAUAUCCUGCGCAGGGACUGCCAUUUGCCUUCUGACAGUGGGCGGGGACCUAUUCUUUCCAGCCCCGCUCCUGGGAUGAACCUGGCUUUUAGCUACUCUCCUUUGACCCUUCAGUUCGUCUGAGAGCCACGAAAGGCAACACCUCUUGGGAAGAGAGACCUGUGGUUCUGAGGAUUGAGGAGUCCGAAAUAGCAACUGAAGAUGAGAGCGAAUCUAAGCAAUGCUGCUUUCCCCCGACCUACCCUGCAAAAUGGAGGUGGAAGUGGAGAAUAAGGACAAACAGCUGGCAGGGAGAGACUGGCUGCUGGAGAUCCAGCCAGCCCCCUAGCAAGGAG
Messenger RNA from Pan troglodytes (chimpanzee), 1765 nucleotides. RefSeq names its product WAS/WASL-interacting protein family member 1-like. The transcript has 2 exons. The coding region runs from base 49 to 420 and encodes 123 amino acids. Lineage: Eukaryota; Metazoa; Chordata; Mammalia; Primates; Hominidae. The record is from RefSeq and is a predicted model, not a curated record.